AUGUUGUCGAGACUUCUAUCCAUACCUCUCAGUAUCGGAGCUCUAAUUGCUACCCCGUCACGCCUUUUGCUAUCCACCACCACAAGAGCAGCUAGUGUCAUGGCUCUUGACCCUACCCAAUUGAAUGUCUUCCACGCACCUCUUCGACCCUUGACCACUGAGGUGGACUCCACCCAUCCCGCUGGCUUCGCAAGAGACGGGUAUUGCCGUGGUACUCCAGAAGAUGACGGAAAGCAUUUCAUAGGUGCUGUCGUCACUCAGAACUUUCUCGAUUACAGCAAGAGACGAGGAAACGAUUUGACCACUCCUCAGCCGGGGUUUCCAGGGUUGAAAGAAGGUUGUAAAUGGUGUCUCUGCGUCGAACGUUGGAAACAGGCUUUGAGCGCAGCUGGGACACAUGGUCGAAGCGUUGUACCCCUGGUCGAUCUGAAAGCCACUGCGCUUGACGCUCUCCAGCAUGUCUCCAUGGAAGAACUGCAGAGGUUCGAAUACCAACCGAAACCGACUCACCCAUUUUCGUCCGGUUCCAACUCUAAACCCCCGUCCGACGAAAUAUAA
Molecule: messenger RNA, 558 nt
Organism: Tremella mesenterica DSM 1558
Lineage: Eukaryota; Fungi; Basidiomycota; Tremellomycetes; Tremellales; Tremellaceae
Exons: 5
Coding region: 1-558 (185 amino acids)
Source: RefSeq, a predicted model, not a curated record